AUGGGACCUAAGCUUUUUCUAACCGGAGGAACUGGUUACAUUGGCGGUUCCGUACUCCAUACUAUCGUCACCAGUCAUCCUGAAUACGACGUCACUGUCCUCCUUCGUAACGUCCCCACGUCAUUCUCGGACAGGUAUCCCAAUGUCAAGAUCGUGCGUGGGGAUUUUGAUAGCUUUGACACCUUAGCGCAAGCUGCCUCCGAAGCUGAUGUUGUAGUGCGCUGUGGAAGUUCCAACCAUGAGGCUUCCCUGGACGCUCUAAUCGCUGGACUGCUGCGCCGCUCUACUCCCGGCUUCCUGAUUCACCUAUCCGGAACCGGCAUUGUAUCCGAUUACUACGUCGAGGAUCAGCUAGGCAGGCUCAAUCCCAAAGUCUGGUCGGAUCUGCACGAUGUUGACACCAUCUCGUCCCUCCCUGACUAUGCACUCCACCGCAACACUGAGAAGAUACUAUUUGACGCGAUUGCUGAACACGGGGACAAGGUAAACAUCGCAAUCAUGUGUCCGCCAGGCAUUUACGGAAAGGGACUUGGACCGGGAAAAACGAAGAGUGCCUUCGUCCCCUGCCUUGUGAAUGAGGCGAAAAAGUAUGGGAGGGUGUUUUACUAUAAUGAAGGGGCGAACACGAGCAGCUGGGUGCAUAUUCAAGACCUCAUGCAGGUGUACCUUAGGGUGAUUGAGGCGGCGGCUGCUGGAGGUGAGGGUGCAACAUGGGGGAAGGAAGGCUAUUAUUUCACCGGCUCUCAAGAAGUGGCUCAUAUCGAUAUCGUCAAAGCUGCUGGAGACAUCCUGAAAAAGCACGGCGUCAUCGAGAAUCCCAAACCCAUCCAGAUCGAUCUUAAGACCCUUGAUGGAAUGCUGCCUCAUCCAAGGUUUCCUUAUUUGGCUCGUUAUAUGUUUGCAGCCAACUCGCGGACGAGACCUGAGAGGGCGAAGAAGCUGUUCGGAUACUCACCUAGCGGCCCGGGGUUGCUUGAGUCGCUUGAGGAGGAUAUUCUUGUUGAGCUUGAGAGCAGUUAA
Messenger RNA from Westerdykella ornata, 1020 nucleotides. RefSeq names its product NAD(P)-binding protein. The coding region runs from base 1 to 1020 and encodes 339 amino acids. NCBI's taxonomy places the organism in Eukaryota, Fungi, Ascomycota, Dothideomycetes, Pleosporales, Sporormiaceae. The transcript is spliced from 4 exons. The record is from RefSeq and is a predicted model, not a curated record.